Molecule: messenger RNA, 224 nt
Organism: Acaulospora morrowiae
Lineage: Eukaryota; Fungi; Glomeromycota; Glomeromycetes; Diversisporales; Acaulosporaceae
Source: the annotation of a GenBank genome assembly
AUGGGAGGUUUAACUGUAGGCGGUCACUCGGUCACUGUAUAUUUAAACAGAUCAGAUCGAGUCAUGGAUGACCAUGAAGCAAAAAAUGACUCUAUAAACACUCUGGAUGAUAACUUCAAUUCUACAUCUAAUGCUUCUAUAAAUUCAUCUCCGAAUCUUAGUAAUAAAUUAAAAGAUGAAAAAUCGGUACCAAAAUUUUGGGUUGAUAAAUAUAAAAAGGAAGC